Messenger RNA from Hypomesus transpacificus, 1066 nucleotides. It is a transcript of the gene kmt5ab, whose product is annotated as lysine methyltransferase 5Ab. Lineage: Eukaryota; Metazoa; Chordata; Actinopteri; Osmeriformes; Osmeridae. Gene Ontology annotation, molecular function: histone H4K20 methyltransferase activity; protein binding. The record is from RefSeq and is a predicted model, not a curated record. The coding region runs from base 83 to 1063 and encodes 326 amino acids. The transcript has 8 exons.
CAAAUAGAACAGCACGUGGACAACGAAAAGCUUUUGCCUCGUCACUAUUCGUUCCUUGGAAAAACUUGAGCAUCUGUUUGAAAUGGGAAAAGGGAGAAAGAAGGCGCAGACGUCUACAGACCAAGGUCAAGUCACGCUUCAACCAAAAGUCGGUAAAGGGACGAAAGAAAACACGCCGGAAAUGAACAAGCAGGAAACUGCAGGCAAAACCCAGUCUACCUUGACUACUCUGUGGAGCCCAAGCAAACCUCGAUCCCCCCUCGGUGACAACUCAAGCGCGCUUGUCCAGGAAAAUAACGUGUCGGAUGCACAGCCUCCUGAUGUGGCUCCUGCAAAAAUUGAUAAAGCGUCCAGACUAAAGGGGAAGGCAGAGAAACCCAACCCAGUGACGGGACUAAGGGAGACAAUCCUCGGGCAGGGUCAGGAAAAGUCACGCAAGGAACCGCAAUCACUCAAUCACGUGUCCCAGUCCAAAACCGGGAAGGGAACUAGUCAGAAAGUCAAAGCGAAAAAAGCUGAAAGCAUAGCUUCCGUUAACAAAAAGGUCACUGAUUAUUAUCCAGUCAGAAGAAGUGCCAGGAAAAGUAAAACUGAAUUGAAGAAUGAUGAACGUAAACACAUUGACGACCUGAUAAGGAAUGGAGUUGAGGAAGGACUGCUGGUUAAAGACAUUGAGGGGAAAGGGAGAGGCAUCUUUGCGGUCAGAGACUUCAAGAAGGGCGAGUAUGUGGUGGAGUAUCACGGUGACCUGGUGCUGCUGGCCGAUGCCAAAAAGAGAGAGGACCGCUACGCUCAGGACCCAGAAACGGGCUGCUACAUGUACUACUUCCAGUAUCACGGCAAAAACUACUGCGUGGAUGCAACCAAGGAAAGCGGUCGAAUGGGAAGGCUGAUCAACCACAGUAAGAUGGGAAACUGUCAGACAAAGUUACAUGGCAUCAACGGUGCGCCUCAUCUGAUUCUGGUGGCCUCCAGGGACGUCCAGGCCGACGAGGAGCUGCUCUACGACUACGGAGAUCGCAGCAAAGCCUCCAUCUCUGCCCACCCUUGGCUCAAACACUGAUGU